Caenorhabditis angaria is the source of this 2007-nucleotide messenger RNA. Lineage: Eukaryota; Metazoa; Nematoda; Chromadorea; Rhabditida; Rhabditidae. The record is from the annotation of a GenBank genome assembly.
AUGUUGCUCCGAAAAUCAGUAUUUUUUCUACUGAUUUCUUCAUUAAGCCUCAACGUUUUUGCACAAUCGAUUGAUGAAGAGGAAAGUGUUAGUGUUGGUGGCGGAUCGGAUGGAAGUGGAAAUUUGAUCACUGAUGAUGAAGAUUUAGAGGUCUGUUUUUUGUCAAAAAUGUUUUUGUGAGACAGACAGGUUUAUGAAUCAUUUUAUACAAAAAGAACGGCGAAUCAUUUCCUGAAUUUAUCAUUAUGAUUAAUUUCAUUAUUAAUCUAUUUCAUAAUCAGUUUGUGGUUCACGUUAUCUUGAAAUGAUAAAAAAUUGUGAGAACAGGGAGGUUUAGAAAAAAAAAGAUCUCUGUUAUUAGCCUAGUUGUUUAGUAAUUUUGAGUGACCAGGCAUUACAUUUUAUGUGAGUAUGAACAUUAAAGAUUUAUUUCAAUGUCAGAUUGUCAAUUAUUAGUUAAUAUAUUUUCCAAUUUUUGCAGAAUUGAAUUUUUUUUUAGUUUCCGAAAAUUUAUAUAGAAAUUUCCAAAACUUUUUAAAAAUGUUUCUAACCUUUUUUGUUCAACACCAAAAAUAUUCUCACCUCCAGAAAAAUACAAAUUAUUGCUAAAUAUUUCUUUAUCUCAAAUGACCUCAAAGGUACAGGUGUUAGUUGUCUUCUCCAUUUUUUGUCCAUGUUAUUAUUAAUAUUUUAUAUAGUCGCAUUGCGCACUUCUUUUUUGUGUUGCGCAAUUGGCAACCGAUAAAACCCAAAAAAGUACUUGUGUAUAGAUAAAAAAUAAAACCAUAUGACGAUCGGUUCAACAAGCGUAAAAAAUCGAGAGGGUAUUGUGGAAUGAGAUGAGAAAGUAAACACAUCGAAAUACACUUUUGUUUUCGAAAUUUUAUAAUCCCUCCUAUGAUGUAAAUCUGAACAUGAGAAAAUCAAAUAAAAAGGCUUUUGUUUGAUUUGACUUGCUUACUGAAUGUGAGUGGAGUAAGUCUGGAGUGAAAUGAAAACAAAAAAUAUUUUUGUAGGGGUCAGCUAUUCCACCGGAUAGGCCAUAUGCAACAACACCACAAGUUCGACAAAAGUUCUCAUCUUCUUCUACUACUACACAACGCAUUCAAACAACAACAACUAGAAAGGUAAGCGAGGAUUUUUGAUUUGAAAUUGAAUAACCUUGAAAAAGUAGAAGACAGCUGACUUAAAUUAAUUAAAAUUGAAUAGGUGGAAUUUAUGGGAUUUGAAGAGGAAAAGAGGAAUUGAUAAAUGAUUUUGGAUUUUUUUGAUAGGAAAGGAUAUGUUUACUUAAUUAAAAUUGAAUAGGUGGAAUUUAUGGGAUUUGAAGAGGAAAAGAGGAAUUGAUAAAUGAUUUUGGAUUUUUUUGAUAGGAAAGGAUAUGUUUACUAUGAUUAUUGAAAUUUGAUUUGAAAUGUUUUAUUGAGGGAACCUGACAAUCAUUUUGGAACAAAAAUGUUCCUGUGUAGUUCCAAAAAUUUCAUUUUUUUAAAUCACAUAAACUAUUUGGGUGGUAUGGAAUUUCACAGGUAGAAUGUUUUUGCAUUAACUUCGUGAGUGAUCCAAAGCUUUGAAAGAACAUCAUAUGUGAUUUCAAAUCUCAUUACCUAAAAUUUUUGUUUAAAUUGGAGUUUAGGAUUGGUAGAUCAAAUAUGUAUGUGGAGUUUUCAUGCGUGUUUUUUUUUCUAUCAAAAAUCAAUAUUUUUCCAGAUCAUCACCCAAUCGCCAGUCGCACCAAGAAUUAUCACCUCACCAAAAUACAACGAUUCACCAUCGCCAUUCAAUAUGUCAUUAUUCUUUGGAACCACAGGAAUUUUGAUAAUUCUUGGAACAAUUAUGCUUCUUCUCAUGGUUUUGAUUUUAUUCAUCUUGUGUUUCAAGGCGAGAAAUAGUGAGUUUUAGUAAUAUUUCACCAAUAAUUUGAAAACAAUUUGGAACUUUUCAGAUAAGAAACAAGCAUAUCGUCCUGGCCAGCGAGAAAGUCCAGAUGCACUUUUGAAAGAUUAG